This is a messenger RNA of Phymastichus coffea, 636 nucleotides long. RefSeq names its product ubiquitin-ribosomal protein eL40 fusion protein (gene RpL40). The transcript has 3 exons. Gene Ontology annotation, cellular component: nucleus; ribosome; cytoplasm. Gene Ontology annotation, molecular function: ubiquitin protein ligase binding; protein tag activity; structural constituent of ribosome. The record is from RefSeq and is a predicted model, not a curated record. NCBI's taxonomy places the organism in Eukaryota, Metazoa, Arthropoda, Insecta, Hymenoptera, Eulophidae. Gene Ontology annotation, biological process: modification-dependent protein catabolic process; translation; protein ubiquitination. The coding region runs from base 141 to 527 and encodes 128 amino acids.
AGUGACAGUAAAUAAUUUUAUGAAUUUUGCUUUAUGAGUACACGUACCAACCUAAAAAUUUGGUUUAUUAACGCUUACUGUUCCGUCAUUUAAUGUAAAAAAAAAGAUAAGAAAAAUUUCUUUCAACCUAAUUAUUCAACAUGCAAAUUUUUGUAAAAACUCUUACCGGUAAAACUAUUACCCUUGAAGUAGAGGCAUCGGAUACAAUUGAAAAUGUUAAAGCUAAAAUUCAAGAUAAAGAAGGUAUCCCACCAGAUCAGCAGAGAUUAAUAUUUGCUGGGAAACAGUUGGAGGAUGGACGUACACUAUCAGAUUAUAAUAUUCAGAAAGAAUCUACUCUGCAUCUAGUUCUUCGUCUAAGAGGUGGAGUUAUUGAACCUACUUUGAUGAUUUUAGCACGUAAAUAUAAUUGUGAUAAAAUGAUUUGUCGCAAAUGUUAUGCUCGUCUUCAUCCAAGAGCAACAAAUUGUAGGAAAAAGAAAUGUGGUCAUACUAAUAACAUUCGUCCCAAAAAGAAAUUGAAGUAAACUAAAAUAUUGUAUUCUUUUUAUAUUUAUUGGACAAAAUAAAUUUAUAAAUUACAUUUUAUUUUGAAAAAUAAAUUGCUUUAAUAAUUUACUGAAUUGUAAAUAACAU